This is a messenger RNA of Symbiodinium sp. CCMP2592, 909 nucleotides long. The record is from the annotation of a GenBank genome assembly. Lineage: Eukaryota; Dinophyceae; Suessiales; Symbiodiniaceae.
AUGGCUUGCUUAGUAGCAGAAGUAUCAUGCAAGAGAUGGCCACCCGCAAUGGUCGAUGAUCAAGUGCCUGACGCACCAUUGAGGGCUGUCAGCUGGCUGUGGAUCAUUCCUCUGCUGGGAUGGCUUUGUCCAAGCUGGCACACAUUCUGCGGCAGCUGCAGAACUGGCAGGUGCCCGUCUGAAGGCUCCUUGCUUCGCAGCUCACGUCGCCAGCUGCUGCUCGCUGGUGCAUUGGCUGAGGACCGCAGUUGCAGCUGCUGCUUGCAAGACUUUUGCCGCUGCCCCACAACUUGCGAAUGCCUACGGGUGCUCCGGGCCAAUGGCUACGAAACGCCGUUGGAUGCCGAAGAAGCGCUUGAACAAGGAGGCGAAGUUCUGUUCUCCGCAAGCUUGAAGUGGCCAAGAGGCGACUUCCCAGCCUGGCGCCCCCUGGAGGCCCAACUGGCCGUGCGCAACUCCACGCUGCCUGGUGCCGGCCGAGGGCUCUUUGCCGCUGAAGACAUCGCAGCUGGGGUGGUGCUGCCACCGUAUCAGGGGCUCUCUUUACUCUUUGCAGAUCUGGAUCGGGUGGAGUACUCCCGAGAGGUUGACAACUACGUUUGGUGUCCCAGAGAUCGGAAGCUGGAGGGAGAGCCCUGGCUUCCGAGCUUCUGUGUGGACGGGCAGCGCCUGCAGCGCGGAAAUCCGGCGAGGUUUGUGAACGCUGCCCGGAUGGCAAAGCAGUGUGACGACGUGAAUCUCGAAAUUUGCGAGCUCGGACGAGUCGCAUAUUUUCGCACUCUACGUCCUGUCUCUGCAGGCCUAUGCGAGUGGAAGCUUACUGCAAAGUCAUGGGUGCUCAAUGUGAAUUCAGAGCAGACGGAAAUGGGAAGCCGCUUCUUGCCACGAGAGGCAUCACGAGAGGCUUAA